UAUAAACAUCGCUUUUCUUCAAAUAUUACAAGAAUUCUAUGGAAUGAUACCAACUAUUGGAAUGUACUUAGCGGAUUCAAUUUCUAACCUGGGAGUUGCACGCAAUUAUAUUCAAUCAAACAGUAACUUGUCAUCGAUUCCGGCACAAAAGAAGACUUGUUUAGAUAUAGCAUACCUGUCAAGUGACGUGCUUGGAUGGUUGUAUAGUAAAAAGUACUUCGAUAAACAGGUGCAAGAACAGGCAAAGUAUAUAGCGAAAUAUCUCGAGAAAUCUAUGGAAAAGGUUUUAUCAGAAAGGAAGUGGUUAACCCAAGAAUCUCGAGAGAGUGCCAAGAAUAUAAUUAAGAAACUGAGUAAGAAAGUCCAUGUAGGUUCCCAACAUUCACAACAGGCGGAAGCUAAAUUGAUUAAAAGAUAUGAAGAUUUAAAUCUCUCAGACAAUUUUCUCGAAAAUGCUUUUGCUUUAAAGAAAAGACGUACACAAUUAACUUCGGACAUGUUGAAGAAUGAUAUGAACCAGGUCUCAGACAUGGAUAUACAAGCUGUCUAUUAUGUGGUAAAUAAUUCAAUUCAUAUCCCCAUCGCUAUGCUGCAGCCACCAGUAUUCUAUAAAGGAGCGCCUAUGGCUCUGAAUUUUGCAGGACUGGGAACGUUAAUUGGUCAUGAAAUACUUCAUGCUUUUGAAGCUGACUUUGAAAGCUCCUAUUUUAACAAGAAAUGGUUGUCUGAUAAAUCUUACGAAAACUAUGAUGAGCUGAAAGAAGCUGUCGUUAAAAUAUAUUCCGGCUAUAGAAUUGAAAGUAUGAAUUUCACUGUUAAUGGAGAAAGAACAGCUGAAGAAAAUAUUGCUGAUAUUGGUGCUUUAAAGAUAGCGUAUGAGGCUUAUUUGCUAUGGAAAUCAGACCAUCCUGAUGCUAAGAAGACACUACCUAUACUAAAAAUGACAGAUUUACAGCUAUUUUUCAUGUCGUUUGCUCAGUCUUGGUGUUCUAAUGUAAGCCCUAAGGAAAAAUAUUUGUUCGAGAAUGCUGUACACUCUCCGAUGGAGGCAAGGGUUCAAGUUCCAUUAAAGAAUUCGAAGGAUUUUGCCGAAGCAUUCUAUUGUGAAAAAGGUUCGAACAUGAAUCCAUAUGUUAAAAGUGAAAUGUGGGCGAAAUAAAUGAAAACCGUCAUCUAGAAGUCUAUA
Messenger RNA from Octopus sinensis (East Asian common octopus), 1186 nucleotides. RefSeq names its product neprilysin-3-like. The transcript has 13 exons. Lineage: Eukaryota; Metazoa; Mollusca; Cephalopoda; Octopoda; Octopodidae. Gene Ontology annotation, cellular component: plasma membrane. Gene Ontology annotation, biological process: protein processing. Gene Ontology annotation, molecular function: metalloendopeptidase activity. The record is from RefSeq and is a predicted model, not a curated record. Bases 44 to 1159 code for a protein of 371 amino acids.